CCCCACGCCAUCUUCUUCCUCACCUGCUCAUGCCAUCAGCUUCUUCUAUGGCAAAUUUCUCUGCAACUUAUCAGAUCCUCUGCAGCCAACAGCAGUUCACCAUCCCUUGCAUCCAUCCAUCCCCUCUCUCUCAGUAAAAAAAAAAAAGGGCACUAGCAGCUCCCUCUUUGGUUCGAAGACCAUCACCAGUAGUGUAGGACCUUCCUCCCUCUCUCGGAGUCCCCAGCUCCUCUGCUUCAUUUCCUCGAGCUCGCCCUCAGCUUCGAUGCCCCUCAUGUAGAGCUAAGUGUAGCUGUCACUCUUCUCUCGUUCUCUUGGCUCUCCUGCCCUCUUCGUUCUCCGUCUCCACACUUUUUUGUCUUCCUUGCAGGACAUCGGAAUCACGAUGGCCGACUUCAAGCUCCUCGUCCGUGACCACUUCCCUUGCUACACUUCAUCAACAUCACCAUGGUCAUCAUCAUUUUCGACUCCUCUGCAGCCUUCGAAUCUGACCACCAGCAACGCAUCUUGACGUUCAUCACCAUUUUUCCAUAAAGACAAACUCGGCUUCUGCUCAUCUCCACCACGAGCAAUCUCUCACCUUCAUUCUCUCUCCUCUCUAUGCUUCCCACUCAUUCUCUUCGCUCUCAGUCCCUGGACAACAACGAAGCUAGAGAACAACAGCCUGCCUCUGCUUAUCAUCCUCACUAUUCUAUUUCCUGCACUUUCAAUUUCCCAUCACCUCCAUCGGCCCCAUUCUCCUCUGUUAGCGGUCAUCCUUUUCCUUUCCUUCUUCUCGACUCCAUCUCCUUUCCUUGCGGCUCCUCCUCUCCUCCUGACCAGCACUGCACCAGCACGCAUGCCCCAUCUUCCUCUCCUUUCUCUCUCUCUCGGCUGGACAGAACAGCAUGAAGCAACAAACACAGCCUCGAAAGUUUUGUUUCCCCCCGCAUUUGUAGUGGUCUCGGCUGGUUUGGUUGAGGUUCGGUUCAUCAUCGGCUAUAAAAGUUACGUGCUUGUCUUCACACUUGCUUGGGUGAGGUACAAAAAUUUCAAACUUAAUGGCAUGUUUAGGACUCCCUUUAGUGGCUUGAUUCAAUCCUCACUGGAAUGGUGAUGACGUGAAAUGAAUGUUUGUGGAUCGUGUGGAUGAGCAAGAUUAUUCUGAACCCGAUUUUACAAAGUUUUCAAUGUGUUUUAGUUCAGUUCCUGCAUCAUUUUUCACUUUUUUAGAUCAGUCCUAAAAUUUCUGAUCCAUUUCAAUCAAAUCCUGGACUAUUUUUAGUAUUUUUUUCCUAACCACUGCACUUUCCAGACGAUUCAGAUCAGUCCAGGAAACUUUUCAAUCUGUUUCAGUUCAGUCCCUGCUACUCUUUAAACGUUUUUCAUAUUAGCCCUGUCAGCACCUAAUUUCGGUCCAUCGGCUCCGAGGGGGGCAAAAUUGUCAUUUCCCAAUUUAUCGCCUUUUCUUAAAAAAAUAUUAAAUUAAUUUUAAUUAAAUUAAAUUAUAUAUACAUUAAAAAAAAGAAGAAGAAGAAGAAAAGAUUCGGGCAAGGCCAGGCAGGCCGGGCAGCGUUGACCGGUUGCCCGGGACCCGCCGGCCCUAAUUUAAAAAAAAAAAAAUCGGGCAGGCCGGGCAGCGCUCGCCGGCUGCCCGUGAUCCCCGCCGGCCCGGAACUGCCCCCAAAUCGCGGUUUUCCGCGAUUUUCUCCAAAUCGGCUGAAAUCUCAACGGAAACGGGGAAGAAAUUGCAAUUAAAUAAACAGAAAUGGAAUUCAGAUAAGGAGGGAGGAGACCCAGCAAACGAGAUCGAAAGAUUGGCUCUCGUUUCGGGGAAUUUUGAAAUUGGAAAAUUCGGAAACCCUCGCCGGAAACCGCGCUAAUUCCCCCCGAUUCCGACUGAUUGAGCGCCGGUGAGAUCCCGAUCGACCACGGCGAAGCACCGGCGGUACCCAGAGCUAUCUCCCGCACCCUCUCGUGCCAUCGUCGCGGCGUCCAGAGGCGCGAACCGCCGCCGGCAGCCUCGUCACCGCCGCUGCCCCCGAUCCUGAUCGUCCUUCGGCUAACGGGCCUCGGCCCAGUUCCCUUUUUUGUAGGCCCAGCCCAAGCCCAGCUAGGCCCAACUUCCCCAGUCCGGCCCAGCGCUCUUCCAGGCGGUUUUCUCCUUCGGGCGGUCCGGUCCGAUCCGAUCCGGCCGAUCCAUCCGGCGAUUUUUUUUAUUUUUACAGAGAAGUCCCUCAAUUUUCCGAACUAGGGAUGUCACGCCCGGUCUCCUGCCCGCGCCUCGACAGAGUCACACCACUGCUCGAGGAGAUUACCCGUAUAUGGAGAGCAUUACGCCCAGUCGACUGCCGUUACAUCUUUGCGUUCGUAGGGGAUAUCCCUUUGCUGGCUACCCGGCACGUUGAUUGGAAUUUCCUCGAAGCUGCCAUCGCAUUCUGGAACCCAAGUCACGCCGUCUUCGACAUACAGGGUACUGAGCUCACGCCAACUAUCGAGGAGUACCGAACACUCAUCGGUCGAACCGCAGUUGUCCAUGGCAUUGUAGAACCCAAUUUCCACACUGCCCGAUCAACCCUAGUCUCACGCCUACUCAGGGUUCCCACGACUCGUUUGAAUGCUGAACUCGCAUACUCCGGCAGCACGGAGAUUGCAAUCGAGAAACUCCUCUUUUUUAUUGAGUCCCGAGCGCAUAGGGUCCAGGGGGAUUUUCUUCGAAAAGAUUUAUGUCAUGCUGUUCUAUUGCUAAUUUUUGGGACCCUCUUAUUCCCUCGCUCACAUAGUCUCAUCGAUGCAGCCUUGGCCAGCGUUGUCCUCCAAGUGGUCGGAGGGCGUGGUUAUGAGGUAGCCCUCGUGGCUGAGACCAUUCGGUCCCUCGACCGCGUCUUGAGAACAUGCGACCGAAGGAUAAGAGGAUCCCCUAUGCUUUUACAAAUUUGGCUCCAAAGUCACGCAAACCCUCUGCGUCUGGUGCGCUCGAUUAUGUAUUUUAAUGGUCCAGAGUCAAUUAUUUCUCGAUUGCUACCCCUCCUGCGUAUGGAAGAACACAAGGUCUCUGAGUGGAUCAAAAUUUUUCGUGAAAUAGCACCUAGGGGCUUCAAGUGGCGUGCCGCGUGGAUGCCACCCGGACCCAUGGCCCUUAGGUGUCCUGAUUUUUAUGGAGUCCCACUCAUGAGUCAUGCGGGGUCCACUACUUAUUUUCCGGCGCGAGUAGUGAGGCAGCUCGGUGGCUUACAAACGGUCCCCGAGGAUACAACUCGAACUAGAUUUGAACAUACUUGGCGGGAGGAUCAGACACCCCCAGAUCACCAAAGUAACGUCGAACAGAUCCUGGAUGCAUGGCGAACUGUGAUUACCGAGCUUCCAUACUUCCCCGAGCAUCCGACCCUUGAUGAGCGAGAUUUCCAGGUUACAGAAGAAUACAUCCUUCGCUUCUACCGAUGGGGUCCAGCAGCACACGAGGAUCUCGUCAACUCUCCGCGAGUCAGAGAUGGCGGGUCACCCGGCGCAACUCCCACUCCGAAUAUGGCCAUCCAAGCCGAGCUCACUCAUCUCAGAGCCGAAAGAGAUCGUCUUUGUCGAGAAGUCGCAGAGAGGGACAAGCAGCUUGUUGAUCAGCGUCAACUACAGAGAGAGCUCGCCCAGACCCGUGUCGAGCUACAGAGGCGCGAUCAGGAAUUGGCACGAGCAAACGCCGCUGUGGAGAGGUCCAGGAAAAGGGCUCGUGGGGGUACAUAUACACCCUAGGAUAGACACCCCUGCCAGACCCUCGAACUAGGACUUUCCAUGGCGACGGUCGCUUGCACCUCGGGCACGUUGGAAAAUCGACUUAGGACUUCAAUUUCAAAACUUGCAUUGUACUUUGAACUUAUCGAGUCAAUGUGAAUGACAACAUUAGCUUUUGGAAAACUCACGCAUCGCAUGC
This is a messenger RNA of Punica granatum (pomegranate), 3904 nucleotides long. NCBI's taxonomy places the organism in Eukaryota, Viridiplantae, Streptophyta, Magnoliopsida, Myrtales, Lythraceae. The record is from RefSeq and is a predicted model, not a curated record.